GCCGCGUCUCAGGGCUAUUACUCCCCCGCAGCUCACGGUGCGAGGCAUCCAUCGAUUAGCAGCAAUCGCCGUUCCCGACUCGGCGAAAGGAUUGUCUCGCCGCCGCCGCCGCCGGACGAGGAGGAGGAGAGGCCGAGAUGUUCUUCCACAUCGUGCUGGAGCGGAACAUGCAACUGCACCCGCGGCACUUCGGCCCGCACCUCCGCGACAAGCUCGUCGCCAAGCUCAUGAAGGACGUCGAGGGCACCUGCAGCGGGCGGCACGGGUUCGUCGUGGCGAUCACGGGGGUGGAGGACAUCGGCAAGGGGCUCAUCCGGGAGGGCACGGGCUUCGUCACGUUCCCCGUCAAGUACCAGUGCGUCGUCUUCCGCCCCUUCAAGGGCGAGAUCCUUGAGGCCGUCGUCACCAUGGUCAACAAGAUGGGGUUCUUCGCAGAGGCUGGGCCUGUGCAGAUCUUUGUGUCAAACCAUUUGAUUCCUGACGAUAUGGAGUUCCAGUCUGGUGAUGUGCCAAACUACACAACUUCUGAUGGAUCGGUGAAAAUUCAAAAAGAAAGUGAGGUUCGUCUGAAGAUUAUAGGCACUCGUGUUGACGCAACAGAAAUUUUUUGCAUCGGCACGAUAAAAGACGACUUUCUGGGCGUUAUCAGUGAUCCUGGUGGAGCGCUGUAAAUGAUCCAAACAAGACUCAGCAUGGUCUCCAACUUCCGCAUCAUGAUAUAUAUCUGGGAAGAGUCCCCAAGGAAGGUUGCGACUGGCCUGUAAUUUGUGUCCUGAUGUAAAAUGUGAUGUCAUGCUUAUCUAAUGGAAGCCAGGGUCCUAAUACUUUUAAGAAAAAGUAACUGGCACCUGUAAUAUCAUAACUAGGAUCUUUUUUAACUGUGGUGGUUGACAUGUUUGGAUUCAAGCAGUUGUCUGAACUUCCAGACCAGAUUGUGCAACCAUGCAUCGCACCUAA
Molecule: messenger RNA, 957 nt
Organism: Aegilops tauschii subsp. strangulata
Lineage: Eukaryota; Viridiplantae; Streptophyta; Magnoliopsida; Poales; Poaceae
Product: DNA-directed RNA polymerase II subunit RPB7
Biological process (GO): DNA-templated transcription; positive regulation of nuclear-transcribed mRNA poly(A) tail shortening; positive regulation of translational initiation
Cellular component (GO): P-body; RNA polymerase II, core complex
Molecular function (GO): single-stranded DNA binding; translation initiation factor binding; single-stranded RNA binding
Source: RefSeq, a predicted model, not a curated record